AGGCAUGCGCCCGCUCGCCACUCCGCUCGCCCAGCCAGCCGCCGGAGUGGCCCCUCGCCGGAGUGACCUUUUGGCCCCAGGCCUCGCCCGCUCGCCAUGCCGUGGCGCCCUCCGCUCCGCCGCCGGCGCGCGGCGGUCGCGGCGCUGGCGGCGGCGCUCCUGGCGUGGGCCGCCUGCGGCCAUGGCCGCUCCGCGGCCCCCGGCGCCUGGGCGGUGCCGCUCGGGGCAGGCACUGGGCCCCGCGCUGGCGGCGCGGCGGUGAGGAGGAGACACCCGCGCGGCCGCUCAGGGGCCGCUGUGACGCGGCGCGCUAACCCAGUCGUCCAGGAGGAAACCACAAAAGGUAUCAUUGAGGCGAUGAAGCAGUCUCCGGUACCAGUCCCGCAGCCAGACGACCCCUUUGGCACCUUCUUGUUCACGUUCGUGGCCCCAGUCGGCGUGGCACUGUUCUCCGUGUUCAUGCUGUUCAUCUUCUCGCCAGAGUCCAUCCUUGGCAAGGACCAGAUGAAAGAGUACACUGAAGCCGAGAUCGCGCUUGAGGAGAAGCGGCGUGGCGUUAAAGCACCGGCCCCGCAGAGUCGCGGUGUUCGCAGGCGUCAGAGGCGGGAGCAGCAGAAGAAUGCGUAGGUUGGCAGUCGCCGCGCUCGGUGGUCCCCGUCCGUGUGAGAAUCUCCGGCUGCCAGGCCCGCUUGCCUGGGGACGUCACAGACGGGGACACCGCGAGAUCCAUGGGGGAUGCGAGCGACCGGAGAGGGUGUCGGCUGCCAGAUGCAGUUUUCUUUGUGGGCGAUGCUCCCCAUUGGCCCAUAUCUCCACUCAGGACUCACUGCCCCCCCUAUCGUUCUACCUCGCUCAGGGUAGCGUCGUUGCGCUUCCUGCGCAGUGCCAGCUCAUUCUUGAUCGGCGCGCCCGGGGCAGUGCCAGCUCAUUCUUUCUCGGCCUCUCCAGUUUUCACGCAGAGCUCGGUUUUUUCUUAAAUGCGGUUGGCAAUCCUGGAGGGUGGAUGGCGCGGCGCGCCGCCCAUCCACUUUCUCCUUCUGCUGCCCCUUCCUCCCUCCUCCUCCUCCUCCUCCUCCUGCCUCUCCCGCGCGGCACCGCGGCUGCACCGCCCACGCCUGGCUGCGGUCCGCGGAGCUCGCGCGGCGCCGCGAGCGCCACCGAGAGCCCACGGCCCUCGCGCGCCGCCGCGGGGGCCUCCGAGGGCGGGGCGCCCUCCCUCGAGAGGGAGAGA
Messenger RNA from Prorocentrum cordatum, 1231 nucleotides. NCBI's taxonomy places the organism in Eukaryota, Dinophyceae, Prorocentrales, Prorocentraceae. The record is from the annotation of a GenBank genome assembly.